CUUCCCCCAUAAAUCUCUCCCAUUUCCAUUUCCCAAUUCCGACUAACGAAUUUCCCUUCCUUCCCACUCCCCUCAGCUCAGUCCGGCGCGAUUGAGGUUGAGGAUUUGGAAUUUCUCUGGUCCUCCAGCGGCGGCUGGCUGAGGCUGUGGCAAUGAGCCAGACUCGGGCCCAGCCGAGCCACGACCCGCUGAAAGUGCCGAAGCUCCUCCUCUCAUCGGCCACCGACAAGCCCAAGGACGCCGUCAGCCUCUUCUUCAGAGCCGCUUUUCUUACUUGCCUGGUUGGCUCCAUCUUGAUUCUCCUCUUCUCCGCCUUCAGCCCGGCGGCACACCGCGGCACAGCCCACUGGCUCCGGCUGCCCGAACCGCCUGGUACCGAUCCCGGGGAAGACCAUCCCGACUACGCUGGCGAUGACAGCUCGGAGCCCACCAACAUCUCCCAUAUCGUGUUCAGCAUCGGAGGUUCAGUCCGCUCGUGGCCCGGCCGCAGCCGCUACUCCACCCUGUGGUGGCAGCCGAACCGGACGCGAGGAUACGCCUGGUUGGAUGAGGACCCGAAGAGCCAUAUCGGAGAUAACAGGUGGCAGGUGGCCGCGAGUAACUCUAUCCCGUACCGUGUGUCGGAGGAUACGACACGGUUCAAGUACUCCAGCUCGAAAUCGGCGGUGCGGAUCGCCCGGAUUUUCCUCGAGACAUUCAGAUUGAAUUUGCCCCGUGUUCGGUGGUUCGUCAUGGGGGACGAUGACUCCGUGUUUUUUGUGGAUAACUUGGUCACGGUGUUGUCGAGGUACGACCACAGAGAGAUGUGGUACAUAGGAGGGAACUCGGAGAGCGUGGAACAGGACGUGAUGCACUCGUACGGGAUGGCCUUUGGCGGUGGCGGGUUCGCUCUCAGUUACCCGCUGGCUGCCCGACUGUCCAAAAUAUUUGACGGCUGCCUCGAUCGGUACUACAAGUUCUACGGUUCCGAUCAGCGGGUGUGGGCUUGUGCAAGCGAGAUCGGCGUGCCCCUCACCAGGGAAUUGGGCUUCCACCAGAUUGAUAUCAGAGGGAAUCCUUACGGCCUUUUGGCGGCCCAUCCGCUGGCACCGCUCGUAAGCCUCCACCACAUAGAUUCGGUGGACUCCGUAAUCCCCCACCGGACCAAGUUCGACUCCCUCGAGACACUCAUGAGCUCUUAUAGGGUCGACCCGCCUCGGAUCCUCCAGCAGAGCUUCUGCUACAAUAGAAUCAGGAAAUGGUCCAUCGCGAUAUCAUGGGGAUACACAGUUCGGAUAUAUCCGUCGCUCGUUGCGGCUCAUUUGCUGGAGACACCGAUACGGACGUUUAAGACGUGGCGGACCCGGAAAGAUGGGCCGUUCACGUUCAAUACCAGGUCCAUGGAGCCCGACCCUUGCAGUGCACCAGCGGUUUACUUCCUUGACGAGGCUCAGGAGGUGGGUCAAGCUGGGUCUUUGACCAGCUACAAUAGGUCCGAUGACGGGUCAGGGAAGGAGUGCAAGAGUGCGGAGUUUGACCGGGUUAUGGCGAUUCGGAGGAUCGUGGUCUCUUCGAUGAGGAUGGACCCCGAGUAUUGGAAGAUGGCACCACGAAGACAAUGCUGCGAGAUUAUGGAUCGGGGAAGCAUUAAAAAUGGGAUAUUGCGUCUUAGGAUUAAGAAAUGCAGGCCCUUUGAGACCAUUACCAUCUAGAGUAAAAUUAUUUUACUGAUUGAUUUUUCCCUAAGAUCAGCUUCUCCCUUUGUAUAUAAUCUCUUAAGUCAAGUAAAUAAGAUAAACAGAUGAGUAAUAAGAGGCGGCAUGAAUAAGUUUUCUUUCCUUCACUGAGCCGCGAUUAGAAUAUAUCAGAAAUCGAUUCUACAA
Molecule: messenger RNA, 1862 nt
Organism: Punica granatum (pomegranate)
Lineage: Eukaryota; Viridiplantae; Streptophyta; Magnoliopsida; Myrtales; Lythraceae
Source: RefSeq, a predicted model, not a curated record